GGCGGCGGGAGCGGCGCGGGGCGCGGGGAAAGUUGGCGCCGCCGGGGCGCCUCGGGAGGCGGGGGCGGCGGUGCCGCCGGGGCCGCCCCCGCACCUCCCUCCUCCUCCUCCUCCUCCUCCUCCUCCUGCACCUCGGCGGGGCGGCGGAGUGCCCGGGCGGACGGCUGGCUCCGCGCCGGUGGCUGGCUGUCCGCGGGCCCCGCGGGAGAGCGGGGCCGAGCGCUGCUCCCGGCGGCUGGUGCGGCCGGGCAGGGGAGAGCGGGCGGGAAGGUGCGCGGCCGUGUCCGCCGGGGUGUCAGCCCGUGGCCCGCCGUGCCGUGCCGUGCCCUGCCCUCGGGGGGCGGCGCUGCUCCGCUCCGCGUUGUCCCUUCGUUUUCUGAUCCGCUCCGCGCCUUGAGCGUUUAGCGCCGGGCACCGGGGGAGGGCACGGGGAAGGUCCCGUCCCGUCCCCGGGCUCCCCUCUGCAGUCGCCUUUGCUGCCUGUUAAUACAGGGUUAUUCAGCAAUAGUUAUGAACUCCCGUUUACGAGCCUUAGGUGGGAGGAUAAAUAACAUACGAGCAUCAGAGCUACCAAAAGAGAAAACCCGAUCAGAAAUAACCUGUAACGUCCACUUUUUGGAUGGCUCAGUACAAAGCUUCAAAGUCAACAAACAAGACACUGGACAAAUUUUGUUGGAUAUGACCUAUAAUCAGCUGGGUGUGACAGAGAAGGAAUAUUUUGGUUUACAGCAAAAUGAGAAUUCAGUAGAUUCACCUUUUUUCAUUUCACAGCGAUGGCUUGAACCAAGCAAACCUAUUAGGAAACAGUUAAAAGGAGGUUUUCCCUGCACGCUUCAUUUUCGUGUAAGGUUUUUUCUACCUGAUCCUAACACACUUCAGCAAGAACAAACCAGGCAUUUAUUCUUUCUGCAGUUGAAGACUGAUAUUGCAGAAGGAAGGUUGUCAUGCCCCAUUAAUUCUGCUGUUGUCCUGGCAUCAUAUGCAGUACAAUCGCAACUUGGAGACUAUAAUGCUUCAGUGCAUUGUUCAGGAUAUCUGUCAAAUUACAACUUUAUACCAGAGCAGAACAAGGAUUUUCUUACCAAAGUAGAAACACUACAUGAGCAACACAGUGGCCUCAAGCAAUCUGAAGCAGAGUCCUGCUACAUAAAUAUAGCAAGAACACUUGAAUUCUAUGGAGUGGAAUUGCACAGUGGUAGAGAUCUCCAUAAUCUAGAUCUUAUGAUUGGGAUUGCAUCCGGUGGAAUUGCUGUAUAUAGAAAACUCAUCUGUACAAGCUUCUAUCCCUGGGUGAACAUAUUAAAAAUUUCCUUUAAAAGGAAAAAGUUUUUUAUACAACAACGGCAAAAACAUAAUGAAUCCAGAGAGCAUAUUGUUGCCUUCAACAUGUUAAAUUACAGAGCAUGCAAAAAUCUUUGGAAAUCUUGUGUAGAGCAUCACACAUUUUUUCAGGCAAAGAAGUCACUACCUCAUGAAAAAAAGAUAUUAUCACAUUAUUGGACUCUGGGUUCUAGAAAUCCAGCAAAGUCUGUAAACAGCCAGUUCUGCAGAAAAGUGAUAGGUGGGAUGGUUUGGAACCCAUCCAUGAGACGAUCCUUAUCAGUUGAGCACCUAGAGACCAAAAGCCUUCCUUCUCGAUCACCUCCUGUUACCCCCAAUUGGCGGAGUCCUAGACUACGUCAUGAAAUCCGCAAACCACGACACUCAUCUGUAGAUAACCUUACGAACGAGAUUAGUUAUAUUACUGAAACAGAGGAUGUUUUCUACACAUAUAAGUGCUCUCCAACAUCAAAGGAGAGUGAUUCAGAGUUCUCUCAGAACCGUAGUCCACAGAGGAGGUCAUCUGAACAAGAAUCACCAAAGAACGUAUUGGGAAACAGUCCGACGCAGAGUUCUCUGACCCAUCUCUCACCUAAAGCCUUGGCUCGGUAUCCCAAUGGAGUUGGAAACAUUUCUGGCUCUUACCCGUUGGAAGGGGUGGAUAAGCAGUUCUUAGAAACGUACGACAACGUUACAAAAAGUAGCUCAACAGAAGAUUCCAGUCAGUACUACUGUGAUAAGAAUGAUCUAAUUGAGGGAGAUUUACUUUUGGUGCGUAUCAUACCAGAUGAAGAAGGGAAAUUUGGAUUUAAUCUAAAGGGUGGAGUAGAUCAGAAAAUGCCACUGGUGGUAUCAAGAAUAACUCCAGGAUCACCUGCUGAUAAAUGCAUUCCAAAGCUGAGUGAAGGUGAUCAGAUAGUAUUAAUCAAUGGCCGAGAUAUCUCAGAGCACACGCAUGACCAGGUGGUCAUGUUCAUAAAAGCCAGCAGAGAAUCUCACACAAGAGAGCUUGCACUUUUGGUCAGGAGGAAAGUAGUUAAACAGUUUGUGGAGACCAAAUCAGAAGAUGAAGCUGAUUCCCACAUUCUGCCAGAAUCUAUUCUUCCUGUCUGUUCUGAAUGUGGUGGUGAUACACUGGAGGAGUCUAUGGAGCAGCUAAGAAGAGGGCUAGAAAGUGGGACUGUCCUUAUUCAGUUUGAGCAACUUUAUAGAAAGAAACCAGGAUUGGCUGUUACAUGUGCAAAGGUACCUCAGAAUAUGGACAAGAAUAGAUACAAAGAUGUUCUACCUUAUGAUGCCACAAGGAUAAUAUUGCAAGGAGAUGAAGAUUACAUUAAUGCAAAUUAUGUGAAUAUGGAAAUUCCUUCUGCUGGCAUUGUGAACCGGUACAUUGCUACUCAGGGGCCUCUUCCACACACGUGUGCACACUUCUGGCAAGUAGUCUGGGAUCACAAAUUAUCACUGAUCAUCAUGUUAACGACUCUCACUGAACGAGGACGGACCAAAUGUCAUCAGUACUGGCCUGAUCCACCAGAUGUCAUGGAAUAUGGCUGCUUCCGUGUCAGAUGCCACUCUGAAGACUGCACGAUUGCUUAUGUUGUCAGAAAAAUGGUCAUUACAAAUAUUGAGACAGAACAGCAACACACCGUCACCCAUCUCCAGUACGUAGCUUGGCCUGAUCAUGGCGUUCCCGAUGACUCCAUGGACUUCUUGGAGUUUGUGACCUGUAUGAGGCCAAAGAGAGUAAAGAAUGAGCCAGUUCUUGUUCACUGCAGUGCAGGAAUCGGUCGCACUGGUGUGCUGGUCACUAUGGAAACAGCCAUGUGCCUAAUUGAAAGGAACCAGCCUGUUUAUCCACUGGAUAUUGUACGGAAAAUGAGAGACCAGAGAGCUAUGAUGGUGCAAACAUCAAGUCAAUACAAGUUUGUUUGUGAAGCUAUUCUUCGUGUUUACAAAGAAGGAUUGGUUCGACCACUGGAUUCCAGUUAGCACAGCAGUGAAGGAUGAAUUCCUUUUUCGCCUAAAAAAACUGCUCUUUAAGUAGAGCAAGGGCUUGUUUCUGAAAGCAACUAGAAUGGACUAGAAGCCCAUGAAAAGACAGAUGAGCACGUUUGAACUGUGGCACUUUAAAUUUCUCAAGAACAUUGCUAAAUCAUGUACAGUAUAACAAAGUCACAUAGAUAAAUAUAUGACAGCAAUUGUGUGUAAUAUGCAUUAUUCACAUAAACAACCAUAAACAAUCAUGGAAACCUUAACAAAUAUCUUUUACUGCCUUAAGACACCCUUUACUUUGGAAGUUACAAAGUUUCUUGAGUUUCCUUUGAAAUAGUAAAAAGAAAACUAUUAUUGAAAUCAUUCAUCUUAAGAAGGUAUUUAAUAUAUUUGUAUCAUAUGAAAGUUCAUUGAAGGUGAAUAUUUGUAACUUUCCUUUUGGGAUACUAAAUAUCCAUAGAACUGUAACCUUGACUAAAAGGCUGACGAAGAGCUUUAAAGGCUUAUGCAUACCUACUGAACGCUGAGCUGGAGAAAUUUAGUAUUUGGUUACUGUAAAUCUAUUAGUGAGUAUGCCAGCUGUUAUAAUAUGCUGCUUAGAAAUCACAUCUACUGUAUGUGAUGUGAAAAUAAUGCUGCAUUUAGGCAUUUAUGCAGGUGGUACCGCCUACAUCUUCUGUUGAUCAAUUUUAGUUGCAACUUGCCCUUUUGAUAGGGAUCUACUUCUUACAGUUUUAGUUAUUGCACCCCUUUUCUUCUGUUUCUGCUGUCUGUCUCCUUUAUACUUUCCACUGCUGUUUCUGUAUGUGGACUGAAAAUAUUUUAACUUAAAACGAGGUUUAAUUCUCUGUCAUGUUUGUUUCCAUGUGUAUUUAUGAGUUCUCAGAUGUAAAUGUGGAUUAAUAUUGCACACAAGUACUAGACUUUUGACUUACUGUAUAUGCAGAGUAGUCUAAUCCAAUACUGGAAGAAAAAUUACUACUGAACCCAUCAAAUAUGUUGCUGCUAUUUCAAGGUGUGAAGCUUACAAGGGCACAGGUGUUGCUAGUGUUCAGACAGUGAUAAAAUGUUGACUUGCUGCCCUCCAGCAAAAGCACUCUUAUCCAGCGAAACACGACUCCCUUUUGCAAGAGUUCUCCAGAUUUACUGUGUUUCUUGCUUAUACAGAAACGCAGUUAAAUUCACCUGAAGAUUUACGUGGAAAGAGAGAAUGAAUUUGUACAUUGCUGAAUAAUUCACCCUAAGGUACACUGGUCUCUAUUUCAUUUCAGAUGAGAGAAUUGGACUUUCUGAACAGUAUAACCACAUUUGUAUAAUGUUAAAUUAUUUUGUGUGUGCUUUUUGAUUAACCUGAGAUAGUUAUUCAUUUUUUAAUAGUGUUUGAAAAAUAUUCUAAGGGACUGUUUAAAACUUCGUUAUUUAAAAAAUUAAUUCUAAAUAGGGAAAAAUUUUUAUGGGGCAUAUUAGCCAGAUGUUUAUAUGUAUAAAAGAGAAAAUUAGAUAAUUUUUUUUUCAGAGAGAUAUAUAUGCACACACAUAUUCAGAUGUGUUUCAGAAUUAUGGUUUGUAUUAUGGAUAUUAUCAUUUAUAGCUGGAGUUUCAUUAUAGAAACUAUCACAGCUGUACAAUAUGCAUCUCUCAUGUUACUGGAAGAUUAUGGUUCCCCCCCCCCUCCGGGAGAUAACAAGAAAGUGCACGUAGGAUGAGCUAAAUUGCUGACUUGACUUUUGUAAGCUUGGUCCUUUAUCCAAGAUUACAAUUUUAGCUAUAGCUGAGGAAGAUACGUGGUUACUAUUUAUUGAUUGAAAGAGUUUUAAUUGAGAUGUGCAGAGUAGAUGGCAACAUGGAAACCUUCUUGGCUUUGUUAGGUUGAACGGUGAUUAGGUUUGUGCUCAUCCUUAGAUGAGCAUUCCAAAUUUCACUUCAACUGGAGUUUUCUGUAAUAUUUUGGAUCAUUGUCAUCUUGCUUGUUUUGGCAUAGAUUGGAAGGCAAAAAACUGGUUCACUCUUUUUUUGCUAAAUUGCACCAGGUAUCUCAAUCUGUGUGAAUGCAAAGGUAAAAUGAUAGUGGACAUGCACAUAUUAUUUGGGAAGCUUUGUUAUGUGUGUGCCUGUCUGUUAAAAUAUCUUUUUUUGUUGUUGUUGUUUAAGUUUUCCCCUGCCCAGGUCUCAGUCAUCCCUUGCAGUUGGCAUGACUUGCAUUUAAUAGUUUGUCAAGAAGUGAGAAAAGGCAAGAAAAUAAAUUCUAAGAAAAUAUUUAGAGCAUCUUUGUGACAUCCAUGUCUUUCAUGGAAGUACUCACAGUUUCUUUGUGUUCAAGGUUAUUCUUAUAUUCCAACUGCUAUUUAUGUUUCUUCAUGUUUAAUAUGUACUUACCAAAGCACUGUAAAUGUAUUUCUUGUAUAACUCCAGUCUCAAGAUAUAUGGUAUAGGCUUGACUUGGGUCAGUAUGUGUGCAUUUAAAUGAUGACUGUCAUAUUGUGACAACAAAUGCUGCUCUUGUUCUGGUAAACUUGGAUGGGUUUGGUAAUACCAUUGGGGAGUUCUUGGAUUUUAAUAACUUGAUUGAAAUUGCUGGCCACAGAGAGAAUACUCAAAGCUAUAUAAAUAGUAAUCUCUGUAAGUUUAUUUGUUUGUUUUCUUUAAAUACCUUUGAGCAAAUACUAACUUCACACAUAUCUUGUAUAUUGUGUCCAUCUUUAUUUCAGUCUUGCUGGGCUUUGCACAGGUACCUGUAGGGUCCAUAGGGGAGAAUUGAAGGGGUUUUGUCUUCUCUCUGUUGUGUGUGAUGACUUUGCACUGAAUGAAGUAUGCCUUAGAUCUGAUCUUGCAAUGAAAGCAAGAUGAAAUUAUGAAAACAUCUUAACGCCAGCUUUUGUUUUGAAAAAAAUUAAGAAAUGGUGAAGACUUAGAUUUAAUUUAUUAGGUUGGGGGGGUGAGGUUUGGUGGGAGUUAAAACUUGUGACCACAAAGUUUUUAAUUAUCAAGCAAUUGGCAAAUGGUAGAAAAUGCUGUGAAGACAAGAUUCUGUAUAACCUUCAUAAAUAUUUUACCCUCAGUUUCUCCUGUGCUGGCAUGAUCCUGAAAAUAAGUAUUCAAAAUAUCUGGUGUGAUGGUGGAUGAAGAGGGAGCAAUAAACUCUUGAGGUUUUCAUCACUGUGAAAUACACUAACAUUUAUUUCUACAGAAUUAAACAAAUUUUAACUUAGUGGCUUUAUAUUUUAUAUGGAAAUAAUUUAACUGCCUAUUCAGUGCAUCUACAGAAAUCUCACACAGGAACACUUCUGAGACAGAGGUGAAAGGGUCAGGUCUUGCUAUUUAUUAAAAAUAAGAAAAACAGUGCCCUAAACCAUGAAUUCCUUUUGUGUAAUCAGAUGUAUGAAAUACAAAUCAUUAAAAUACAACCAAACCUUGAACAGUGGUGGUGUUUGAAAAAAGAAAAAAUUGUAAUCCAGGGGUUUGCUUUUAAUUAUCCUGUCUUUGUUAUCCUUUUCUUAUCCUGUUGAUACUAAAUUAUAUGCAGUCAAAGUGUACCCACAAAUUCAGCAAUAAGUCUUCAUAUAUAUUCAGUUUUUUAACUGUUGGUUUUCCUUUUUACCCUCAUAUUUCCUACUAUGCAGUACUUGGUGUUGCCGCUGAAGAUGAACAGAUCACACGGACACAGCUCGAGGUGUGGUGAAGAGAAGAGAAAGUUUAUUUUUCCCCCCAGGAUUUAUAGGCUUCUGACCAUGGCCAGGGAUUGGAUGGUCAGGAUUACACUUUCUCACUGCACUGGCCAUGACAGAUGUCCAUCACAAGACGUGUAACAGAAAGAAUGUACACAUACCUAUGUUUACAGUUACUGUCCUGGGAAAGUCUUUAGAAAACCAUGUCAGCAAGCUCAGAAGCUGAGUUUUCAGGGCGACAUCUUGGUUAAAUAUAUAUGUAUUUUAAAAGAACUACAGUUCUCAACUGUAUCAUCAACCUUGCAUUGGCUUUAUUACAAGUAUAGUAUGAUACUUAUUUACAAAAAAGCUCUUCCCUGUAGACAGUAUUCUUCUGUCAGAGUAAAUACAUAAAUAUUGAAAAUAGAUGCACAUGGUUAAUAUUCAGUCAAUUAUAAUUUAAACAUAGUUAUUUCACUGAUAAUGGCUUUAUUUUUCUGUCCUGUAGCAUUUAAGUGCAAGUUUAUUUUACUCUCUCAGCCUUUCCAGAGAACAUGUGCUGGGAAAUGUUUGUAUUUUUAUUAGUAACCUGCAACCAGUCUAGUCGGUUAAAAGCAUUUAUUAGUUGAAGCUAUAUAGAAAGUAAACUUUUCAUUAAAUACUUUGUUUGAAGGCCAAGUGAAUGAUUAAUUCAUUAUAUAAAACAAUGCUUUGAUUAUAUGGGUUUCUUGCAUUUAAGUUCUGACACUGAUAGUGCUCAGCCGUCUCAAAUUGCUGUCAGUUUUAACUGUAGUUUACAUUAACAGUUUAAAUGUAUGUCUAAUGCAAUAUGAUUUAGUUUUAGUGUACUUUAAUACUGUAUAAGCUUCAAACAGUAGCAUCUACAGUCACCAAAGCCUGUCAUUCUAAAGAAAAAAGUUUCUCUGAAUCAAAAGGAAGAAGUUCCACAUAAUAUCAAUAGAUUUAACCAUUUUUCAGCUCACACUAGCUCUGUGACAGUAGCAUUCUUACGACUCAUAUAAAGAGCAAAUGUUGAGGAUCAAUAAUAUUAUGGAAAAAAACAAAUUGUGUGGACUAUAAGAGACCAUGAAAUAUUGUUGUUGUCUUUUUUUUUUUUUUUAAGUCAAAUUCAUCUCAAGAGGGGACAUUUGCUUGCAGACUACUUGGAUAAGAGUAAUCUUAGUUUGUGCUUUAUUUUGGGCUUAGCUGCAGGUAAACCUUUCAUUAAAGUUGUAUUUAAAAUAUUAAAGCAUUUAUUUUAAUAGACAUUAGUGAAGCACCUCAGUGUACUGUUAACUGUUUUAACUUGUGUUUACUUGUCUUUCAUGAUUUUGUUUCCUGAAAUGUCAUUGUUUUGCCUUAUAAAAUCACUUUGAGGUUUCCUACAAGUGUAGGAAAGUGAAAGUGUGAAACUGGCUUUGUCUCAGGCGAAGUGAUUUUACUGUUGCUUAAGAAAGGGUUGUUUUUUUUUCACCUGCUGUAAAGGCAGUGUGGUGUUCAGACAAGUCUCAACUGAUCUCCCUUCAGAGCAAUUUAAACAGUGUUGCUAGCAGGGGUAUAAAUCAUAAAGAUAUAUGGAAAAGUGUGUAAGAAUCGUUUUCUUCAGGGCAGAUAAGACCUGGCUUUAAUUUAAAUAUUAAAAGGAAAAAAAUCAAACAUCGUGAACAUGAAAAUGCUUUUAACAGAUAAAGUGGGGGUGGGAAAUAUGAUUUUUUUUUGCCUCUUUUUGUGUUUGAAGGAAGUGUUUGAAACGCUUCCUUGUUUCAAACACAUGAUUUCCCUUGGAACAAUUUCUUAGUAAAUAGCCAUACUGUUUGCCAUAGGAUUUAGUUUUUGUCAAACCCACCUAGAAAAUAAUUUUAAGUGGAACAUUUUCCUCAUCUACUGCUUUGUGCUCUUAAGUAGUAUUAAAAAAAAUCUUAAAUAUUUUCCUUUUAAAAACUAUAUUGGCUGUUUUCAUUUUAUGUCUUUUUUUGAGACAUAAAUGAAACCUGCAUGUGGCUGGGUAACUGUUGAGGUUUCCCUGCAUGCUUAAGAGGGAGCAGAUGUUUUGUUAGGGCUAUUAAACCCCCUACCUAACAUCAGUUACCAACUUAAGCCAGAGUAGCAUCAUAUUUCUACCAGCCUUUUGCAGAAUAAACAUUUUGUAAAUAUUCCUUGAAGCUUGCUCUCCCAAGCAUCAGGAAAUCGUCUUGCACCAAGCUAGAAUUUAUGCUUUAAAAAAAAAAAAAAGUUAAAAUCUGAAUCUUCAAGUAAGGAAUCACUAUUUACCAAAUUCUGUACAAAACAUACCUUUUAAAAGGAAAAAAAAAUGAGUUUUCUGCAAAAAUACAGAAAUACAAAGGUUAGCUGCUAGAAGUUAGGUGCAGUUUGUCUUAAAGCAAAUUGUCUCUCAGCUAGUGUGCAGUAUGGCCACUAAAGCACAGAAAGUGCAUCAUCAGCCCAAAUUCCUGAUUAUUUGUCAACUUGCUUGCACAUGGUUGGUUGUGACCCUGAUUCAGGAAUAAGGAAAAAGGGCUGCCUUCCCUGGGAAAAGAUAUUGAAAUCCUGCACAGUAAAUCCACAGCCUAAAUUGAUUGUAUUUUUAUUAUCUAACCUGAGCAGUCUAGUUCAAAGUGAGAUCCAGUGUAUCUGUAUGGGUUUGCAAGAAUAUCAGAGCACUCCCUUCCAAAAAAAAAAAAAAGCUGAGCUCAGUAGUGUUAAUUGCAGAGGGCUUCAUUUGCUUUAGUUAAGCAGCAGGUGAGCGUGGCAGCACUUGGGUUAAUCCUGGUCAGGCCCUUCUAAUUCAGAGCUUUGCAUACAUGACUGAAAACUUGGGGUUUAACAGGAAUUAAAUUACUGCCUGUAGAAAUUAGGUGGGGAAUUACAAUAUACACUCAAAUGUAAAUCUAUUUCUAAUCCAGGUUUUGCAAAAUAAAUGACAGGUCUCAGUGCUUACAUUCCAGUGACCUGUGCAGUGAGUACUAUACAUAAUUUAUUUAGGUUUUCACACUUCAUUGUGUAACCUUAAUAGAGAGAUACAAGGUAUAUAAUGGGGACAAUCCCAUAAAAGGUUUAAAAAUCUGCCUGCCAUUCAUCCUCACAAAUGAUGUACUGAUUAAAACUGACCUUGAUUACAACUGAUAUGGAAAUGUGUUAAUAGCACUGGAAUAAAUUGGAUAACAGUUGGGAAAACCAAAGUUGUUUGGGUUUUUUUGCAAGUUUUGAAGAAGAUCUCACUAUUCCAGUCACUAAACUCGUAUUUUCAUAUAAGUUCAGUUAGUGUUUUUGUCAGCAAAAUCUUAGAAGGUAAUAUCCAAGGAUUCUGGCUGGGGGGGUUUUAUUUUUUAUUUUUUUUUUCCUGUAGCACUCUAUAGUUUCUUCUAAGAUCUUAGGUGCCAGUUCAUUAAAGGAAUAAAGAAUGUAUUUGAUGUAUUUGGAAGGUAAGGAAUGAGAUUGUUUUGUACCCUCCUCUGUACUUUUCUUUUAAAUCAUUUGAAAUGUAAAUUGAUGUUGAUGUUAAACAAAGUUUAAUUUAUUGUUUAAAAGUGUAGACACCUCUUGAAUGUAUAUUUUUUUAUUAUUAUUUUUAUAGGAAUAAAGGGUUUUGGUUAAUGUUUUCAGUAGAGCUUUCUUUGGGUUUGGAACUGUUUUGAACAAAACAUAGCCACCAUUUUAUGCAUAUUGGUUAUACAGCUAAUAGUGAAAUAAAGGAUUUUUUUGCCUAUAUGGUUUUAUUGUGGCUUAUUAAAAAAGAAAAUAAAAAUUGCAUUAAAAAGUUACUGACCUUUUUGAUGGGAAUCAUCUAACAAAUCACACAUGGAUGCAACUUGAAUUUUAUCUAAGCAAUCAAGCUUGUAUGAAAAAU
Poecile atricapillus (Black-capped chickadee) is the source of this 10803-nucleotide messenger RNA. RefSeq names its product protein tyrosine phosphatase non-receptor type 3 (gene PTPN3). The transcript is spliced from 27 exons. The coding region runs from base 511 to 3309 and encodes 932 amino acids. Gene Ontology annotation, biological process: protein dephosphorylation. Gene Ontology annotation, molecular function: protein tyrosine phosphatase activity; cytoskeletal protein binding. Gene Ontology annotation, cellular component: cytoplasmic side of plasma membrane; cytoskeleton; cytoplasm. Lineage: Eukaryota; Metazoa; Chordata; Aves; Passeriformes; Paridae. The record is from RefSeq and is a predicted model, not a curated record.